Molecule: messenger RNA, 1584 nt
Organism: Lates calcarifer (barramundi perch)
Lineage: Eukaryota; Metazoa; Chordata; Actinopteri; Centropomidae
Exons: 5
Coding region: 176-994 (272 amino acids)
Molecular function (GO): protein binding
Source: RefSeq, a predicted model, not a curated record
UCACAACCUGUGAUACAGAGUCCAGAGUGCUGCAGGUUUAACUGAUGGAAAAUAUCAGUAGUUGUCAAAUUGUGAUGAAAAGUUUCAGACUCUUGGCUUUCUGUGUCACGUGGGUUUAAACUGCUGCUUUAAAAGUGUCAUUACCUGUUUUGAUGACUAAUAUAUUGGAGUGGGUAUGACCAGCUCCUCUCUCCUCCUCUGUCCAGCGUUCAGCCCUCCCUCUGUCUCAGUCUCUCUGAAAGACGACCAGCUGUUGGUGAAGGUGCAGUUCCCCUGCGCUGCCAACAGGAGGUGCUCUCUGGCGAGGUGCUGUCCCAUUUCUGAACUGAUUGACCCCUGGACAACAGUGACUGUGUACAACGUGCUCAAUCACUCAGAAUACCAGAGCCGUACAGUUUGGACCCAGGAGGUGUCGUCCUUUGUGGAGUUUAACGGUUUAUUUCCGGGUCAGAGCUACUGUGCUGUGGCUAACUUCUCCUUCCCGACCUUCUCCAUGGCCGCCUCCCCUAAGUCUGACCCACAAUGUGUCGAGGUGGUCUCCAAAUCAGAGCUGCUGCCUGUGCUGUGUCUGGGAAUCGUGUUGGCAUCUCUGCUCCUCGUUCCACUUCUCAUUGUGUUUCUGAAAAAAUCAAGACAAACUGCACCAACCACUGAAAAUCAACCCAAGACUCCAGCGUCUGUUCACGAUCCGGUCUCUUUGGUCCCAGUGUCCCUGGUCCCAGUCGACCCUUGUGACAUCUACCUGGAACUCGCUGAUGAUCACAUCUCCAUCGAGUCAUCCUCCAGUCUCGCCUCCAACCAGGACCAGACUUCAGCCAUGGGAAACACCUACACCUGCGAUCCUCUCCGGCAUGACUCGAGCUCUGGUGCGUUGUACUGGGACGGCGGAGGGAUGGAGCUGGAGCGAGGCCUGGACUCUGGCAUCAGCAUCCCACACAUCUCACACUCUUCUGAGGAGACGUGCGACAAAUGGAGACUGAUGCUAGAAGACUGAGAGUCAUCUCACCACGAGUGUUGCUCUACAGAGAUGCAGUGGGGCCCUUUGCUGCUCCAGGUCCUGGUACCCAGUGAGAUUUGAUCCUUCAGACUCUGCACUGUAAGUCACCUUACAGCCUCUGUCACACCUGUGAGGCCACCAGCACUUCACAUUCAGAACAUUUCUCAGAAUGCUUUUUAAUUUUCACUUUGGGUGUUGGACUUCAAAAUUGACCUCACCAAGUAAGCUUCAAACUUGCGAUCCUCACAUCACCAACCAGUCGUUAAUUGGCCUAAGCACGUAGCCUGAUGAUUGCUUAAAAUGUUUUUGAGCCUUUGAGUCGUUGGAAAAUUUUCUGCCCCUGGUAAGAAUCGAACCCUUGACCACUGAGUCACCAAGCAGUCAUCUUAACAGCCUGAACCAUUUGGUCUCAUGCUUGUGAGCUUUUUUCCUCUAGUCUUUGAGUGUUUGCAUUUGGUGUUGAACUUUGAAGAAAUGUAUAGCUUGUUCUUAAAUCACAGCCAAUGGCUCGUCUUUCAUGUCUUUCUGUGUCUGGCAGGAAAUGCUUAGUCACUCGCUCUGACUCACCAAGCCUCAGGGGGUUCAAC